UCAAAGCAGACAACGCAACGACUAACUCUGGGCAUUCUUCGGGCGAAGCUAUAACGGUACACAAGUUGCUGUCGGAAAACGGAAAACGCGAGCGUCCCAAGUGGAAAUGUAGCCCAAUCCGUUCGCUUCGGGGUAUCCAUCUAAAGCGGCCCUCGCACUCACACACACACACACACAACCACUCGCACGCACUCUCGGGCUCGUACCACUACAGGCGCCGCCGUGUGUCUUCGUAUAUGUGAGUAGAGCGCGUGCACAGGUGUUGGUGUUGGUGCUGGCGCUGGCAUUGUAUUCGGAUACAGGAUUUGCUGAAGUGCUUAAUGAAACCAUCGAGAGUGAUAAAUCUCCAGCUACAGUUCAGCGCAGACGGCGUGUCUGGGCCUCAUUAGAAGACUGGUCAGCAGCCCAAUCGAAAUGGGAAUCGGAAUAAAAUAAAACUAAGCAAAACCAAACCAAACAGAACAGAAAACAAGUAGAAAAAAGAUAAGAAAAUAAAAUAAAAUAAAACAGUGGAUCCAUUAGGACAGAGCGCGAUGGAAUAUUGAAUGGAAUCAUUUGGCUAUAUGCACAUACAUUAGCAGCCAAAGGACAUCCCAAUCAUCCUCACUCGACGCCACUUCACUCCACUCCACUCCACUGGCUGGGCGUGCUAGUGCACGACGGCCGUUCUGACUGCGGAAAACAUGGAUGAAAAUGCGAUAAGCACUCGAUAAAUAUGAGCAGAGGCAGUGCCAGAGGCAGCGACAGACACAGAGACAGAGACAGACACAGAGUCUUAACAAGCGACAACUUUCAGUAAACAAGAAAGCGAAGAGCAGAAGCAUAUCAUGCAUCCCGAGGCAACGAUCGAUAUAAUGUGCCAGCAGCCCAAGGAGCCACGUCCCCAUCCACAUCCCAGCCGAUGGCGGCGACUGAAGCUGCAUUAUUCGCUCCCCUGGAGCCUUGGCAUUGGCACGGGCAUGGGUCCGUUGCUCCUGAUGCUCCUGAUUCUCCUGCUGGUUACGCUGGAGACCUGCCAAGUGCGGGCCUCCUACCUAGAGCCCGAUGAACUCAUCCAGGAGCUGGACCGACCGGUGCCGCUGACAUCGGUGCAGGGUGUGCUGGGCCGGCAGGCCAUGCUUCCCUGCGACAUCUCGCCGCUGGAACGCGAUGACGCCGUGUACAUGGUGCUUUGGUUCCGCGAGGGCGAUGGCGAGCCCAUCUACAACUUCGAUGUGAGGGGGCGGCAGUUCGGCCAGGCGCGCCUCUGGUCCUCGCCGCUGGCCUUCGGGACACGCGCUCACUUCAGCAGCACCACCCACCCCGCCCAGCUGAAAAUAGACAACAUACGCAUCGAGGACGAGGGCGUCUACCGCUGCCGAGUCGAUUUUCGCAAUUCGCCCACGAGGAAUCUGAAGAUAAAUCUAACUGUCAUCGUGCCCCCAGACAGACCCAUCAUCUAUGGCCAGAACAGGCAUGAAAAGGCCAGCAAUGUCGAGUCCUUCAAUGAGGGCAACGAUAUUGUCCUGUCCUGCGAGGUCUCAGGCGGUCGACCGCGUCCCAAUGUCACAUGGUACUUGGACAACACGGCCAUCGACGAAUCCUUCGAACAGCGCCCCGACGGCAAGACCAUCAACCACCUGUCCUACCCCAACGUGGGCCGCCAGCAUCUCAACUCUCGGCUCGUGUGCGUGGCCAGCAACACGAACCUGACGCCACCCAAUAACAAGGUCGUCAUACUGGAUGUGAAUCUGAAACCCAUGGCGGUCCACAUACUCACCAAGGAUCGCUUCGUCUCCGCCGAUCGUACCUACGACAUUGAGUGCAAGAGCUCCGGCUCUAAGCCGCCCGCUCUCAUCACCUGGUGGAAGGGCAGUAAACAGCUCAAAAAGCUCACCAAGAACUUUAAUGAACCCGAUAAUCAAUCUCUAAGUAUACUGACGUUUACGCCCGGACGCGAGGACGAUGGCAAAUAUUUAACAUGUCGGGCAGAAAAUCAAUUCAUCGACGGCAGCGCCAUCGAGGACAAAUGGCGUCUCAUUGUCCACUUCCAGCCCACGACAACGCUGAAGAUUGGCUCAUCCCUGAACCCGGACGACAUCAAAGAGGGGGACGACGCGUACUUCGAGUGCGUCGUUCAAUCGAAUCCCAAACCAUACAAGAUGUCCUGGUUCCACAACGGCAAGGAGCUGCAGCAUAACAUCUCCGCCGGCGUCAUCCUCUCGGAUCAGUCGCUGGUGCUGCAGAGCGUCUCACGUGCCUCGGCCGGUGACUACACUUGCCUCGCUGUCAACUCUGAGGGCAAAGGCCCAAGUAAUCCGGUCACAUUGCGCAUACGCUACGCCCCCAUCUGUGCCACCGACCACGAGGAGCUGCUGGGCGCCUUAAAGCACGAGACGCUGCCACUGAAGUGCGAGGUGGACGCCUCGCCACCCGCCGACUCCUUUCACUGGACCUUCAACUCGUCGGGGGAGCAAACCGAGCUGCCCGCUCGCCUGCACUCCACUGAGACUGGCAUGUCGCGACUGAACUACACGCCCAGCACGGAUCUGGACUAUGGCACAAUUUCCUGCUGGGGCAAGAACUCUAUUGGCAUGCAGAAGAGUCCUUGCGUCUUUCAAAUUGUCGCAGCGGGUCGGCCCUUUCCCCUGCAAAACUGUUCGGUGACCAAUCAAUCGGUGGACUCCCUGCAAGUCGACUGCAUCGAGGGAUUUGAUGGUGGCUUGCCUCAGGGUUUCAUGCUGGAGCUGGUCGAGUUGAACACCUUGCGAUUGGCCAGGAAUAUCACAGUUUCGCAUACUCCGGUCACUUUUAUUAUUGACAAUCUGGACCAGGCUGCCACGUACCGGAUGGUAAUAUUCGCUGUCAAUGCCAAGGGUCGCUCCGAGCCCACCAUAAUCGAUGACAUCAACUUCAAGGGGGUGGCCAAGUUCACGGGUGCCUCGACGGGUCUCUCCAUGCCGCUGUCGCCGUUCCUGGCAGGUCUGACCCUUUUCUGUGGCCUCCUCUUUGCCAUCUUUUGCAUCAUGCUCGCUGCCAUCUACAGGAGGUUCUCUAAUCGGCGCACCGACAACAACCUGAAGGUUGCGAAGCACACGCAGCUGAGCAUUCCGGCGGACUGCCAGCUGGACCCACUGCAUCCGGGUGGGCACGGCGGGCAGCCGGAGCAGGGGAACCACCAGCCGCAUCACAGCCUGCUGCCCCUUAAUUGUGAUAAUCGCAACGCGGUCGACUGCGCCAACCUGGGGGAAGUAAGCGUUGGGGUCGGCAUGGACGGGGUCAAAGGGAGCUCUCCCAUCGGCCUGGUGGCCCUGGGCAGCGAAACGCUUCGCUCGACGGCGCGGACCCGGCACAGUCCGCUUGCCGAUCAGGUCGAUAUAGACGACACAGAUCCCGAUGUUAUACCAAAUCAGUAUGAAAAACGUCCACUGAAAAGUCUGGUGUCGCCACCGGGCUUUGCCAGCCCCUCGACUCGCCUAAUGCAGCGCGACUACGUCCGGGAGACGGAGCUGGUGAAGGGCAGCUGCGAGGCAGUGGGCGCGCCGGAGGGACUGUCCAGUAUAGGGCUGAUGAGCAGUUCCGGCAACGAGGUGCUGCACUACACCUUUCGGCCCAGCAAGCAGAUCAGCUAUGCAACCCUCAAUAGGAAGGGCAUAACAACCUGUAGUCCACCGCUGGGCACGCAGAACUACAGUGUGAGCACAUCGACGCCCUCAUCCUCAUAUCAUCUAACACCGCAGCCCAUGGAGGUCAGCCUGCUCAGUCCGAACCAUCCAUCGGUGACGUCCUCGCUGAGCGAAUACCGAUUUCGAACCGGGCCCGAGAUAGUCACCACUUCCAAUCGCAUACAGGAAAGUUGUAUAUAAACUUCACACACACACACACACACACACAAGUCACACGCAUCUAUACAUACAUCAAAUGCUACAUACCGUACUCGUACUCGUAUAUACCUAUACUUACUUCUGAGUGUACAAAAACAAAAGCAAAAGCAACAUAUUAUCGAGAGCAAAGUGGAACUGUAUUAAUGCAUUGAUAUCGUACCGUAACGUAACGAAUAACGUAUCCUAGCAGCUAGACGUAUUUAUUCGCAUGGUUUGAGGAAAGACUUCUCCUAGCUCGUAAGCAUCUUGUGUACUUAUUGCAUUCAUCAUCGAAUCAAUGCCAAAAGUGUAGACGAAUACACUCGUUUUGUAAAUAGUUGUUGUCAUCUGUUGUUGUAACUAAGUCUAAUCCCAUGAACCGAACCUAAAGCUGAAUCUGCAACUAAAAACUCCCUCGAAAGUGAAACGGAAACAGUAACAGAAACCGAAACAUUCUGGUAGAUCAGAAACGAACGAAAAAACUUCUAAAGAACAUAUCGUUUAUCUUUAUACCCACUGCCAUAUCCGCAUCCCAUGUCCCCAACCCAACAUAUAUGUAUAUAUGUUUCUUCCGACAUGAGGUUCCAAACACGCUGUCAACUUAACAUAUCGCCAGACAUCCUAAAAGAACUGUGCUCCCGCCUAACAUUGCUUGAACCAGGCUAAGGCUAAGCUAACCCGCUUUCCCCGGACGGGGUCUCGGUCUCGGUCUCAAGGUCGAGGUCGAGGUAAAUGUUGCGCGCCAAACCCUGAGCAAAACUGAGCAAACCGAUUGCAACUAAUUUACGCCAUGAUAUAUAAAUAAACAUAUAAACUUGUAUCCAUUUAAUCUAAACAGGACCUGCACUCUUCCAGACCCGGCAGAGUUCUGCGGGAGUCGCAUUUGUGAGAAUAUCAUGUCCAUAUCCUCUAUAAAAGUAUUACCUAUUGAUUUUCAAUUUGAUUAACUGAAGUGUUUAAGUGUAGCUACCACAUACUUGUAUUUAUCUAGGCCUAAGUAGCCCUAAGUGUCGGUCUAAGUGCAAUGUACAUACAUGAUUAAACACACAUAUAGAAGCAUGCUAGAGCUCGCUUGUCAAGGACUCAAAAUGGUAACGCACGGAAGAACUGAACAGAACAGCACAUAGAAAAUUCUCCGUGAAAUCUACUCGACAACUGUACAUAUAUACAUAGAUCAUAACUAAUGGUGAGGGAUAUAUGUUUUUCGCUUCUACGAGUAUGUAUGUUGUUGCCCCAUCUAGGAGUAAUUUAAGCAUUUAUAAUAUAGAACAAUUGCAAGGCCACCACAUAUGUGUACAUCUUCGGCGAGAUCCGAGAUGGGAUUCGCCUCGUCUGAAUUAUUCUGCGGUGUUCUUUCCCACCUGGACCGGACACCUCUCCAGCGGGAGGAUGGUAUACAUUAUAUGUACUUAUAAAUAUGUAUGUAUGUAUGUAUGCUAGAGAGUUUCUGCCAAGAAGUACACCUAAUACAAACAGAAAUGCAAAGAUUAGUAUAAUUUGUCAAACAUAGUUUUUGUAACUAUUAGGAGAAAUAUUAAAUACAAUUAAAUUAUAACUAAAUGGAACU
Molecule: messenger RNA, 5409 nt
Organism: Drosophila pseudoobscura
Lineage: Eukaryota; Metazoa; Arthropoda; Insecta; Diptera; Drosophilidae
Gene: side-IV
Product: sidestep IV
Exons: 17
Coding region: 828-3845 (1005 amino acids)
Molecular function (GO): protein binding
Source: RefSeq, a predicted model, not a curated record